AAGUUUAUUUAAAUAUCUUUUAUAAGAUCGUUAUGUCGUCUGUCUGUCCGUACCUCCGAUAACUUUUCGAGACAUAAAGACUUGAUAUUUUGACUCUGAACUCUUAACGUCAAGGGACAGGAUGAGUUCAAAAAUGGACCUAGGUCACACCCUUCAAGGUCAAAACGGUUAAAAACGAUUUCCAAAUAUUAUAUUUAUGAACUGAAAUUUAACCCCGAAUUCAAUGGUGACCUCCAUUUUGACCUCGAAGGUCACCAAAUUCAUAUUUGAUAUAGAUGUCACACCUGUCGAAAACACGUGUCAAUUUUAACACAUUUUCGACGGACAAAAGCAACAUGACAUUCAUUUUGACGUAUGUACUGUAUAACACACUGCUUUCACCUCUUGGUUACGUGCGUUGUAACAGUUUAUAUUCUUAAAUAUGAAGAAUGGGUUGAUUAAUACACUUGUCAUAUCAAAAUUUAUAAUUAUGAACUUUGUACCCUACAGAACUCUAAUUGUCCGGAACUUGAAGGGCCUCGAAGACGUCGUCGGCCUCUCGAUCGUCCACUACCUGAUGUCGGAUGAUGGCUGGGAAUUUUCCGAUGCGCCCGGCUGCAUUCCCGACACCGUCAACAACUUCAAGUUCAUUCGGGAGCUGUACCAUCAAAGCGACCCAAACUACUCAGGCCCGUUCAGCGUCCCCGUUCUUUACGACACAAAAACCAAGAAAAUCGUCAACAAUGAAAGUUCCGAAAUUGUGCGGAUGUUUAACUCGGAAUUUAACGAGUUCUCAACCUCGCCCGAGUUAGAUCUUUAUCCUGAAGCGUUGCGGUCUCAAAUCGACGAGUGGAAUGAGGUCAUUAAUAACGGGAUAAGUAAUGGAGUAUACAAGGCUGGGCUGGCCUUGACGCAAGACGCCUACGAACCAAGUGCAAAGUUGGUGUACGAAACCAUGCUUAAAGUCGAGGACUUCGUGGCCAAGGUGCCGGGACCCUUCCUUUUCGGAGAGGCCUUGACCGAGACGGACAUCCGCCUUUUUACGACCCUCAUCCGCCACGAUCCGGUCUACUAUUUCCACUUCAAGUGCAACCUGACGGCCGUGAAGGACCUUCCGAACUUGUCCCUGUGGCUGAAACGGGUUUACGACCAUGGCGAAAUUAAGGACACGGUGAACAUGGACCAUAUUAAAAAGUUCUACUACAGUAGCACGAGUAAGACUCAUUUGCAGGUUAACCCGACAGGUGUGGUCCCUUUGUAUAAUGGGCCGAUCAUUGGGAAAUAAUUGGCAUACCUGUUAAUAAUAAAAUAAUUUGUCGAUUUUGUAUAAAGGAAUAAAGGAUAUUAAAUACAUACAAUGA
Folsomia candida is the source of this 1340-nucleotide messenger RNA. RefSeq names its product glutathione S-transferase omega-like 2. Gene Ontology annotation, cellular component: cytoplasm. The transcript has 2 exons. The record is from RefSeq and is a predicted model, not a curated record. Gene Ontology annotation, molecular function: glutathione transferase activity. NCBI's taxonomy places the organism in Eukaryota, Metazoa, Arthropoda, Collembola, Entomobryomorpha, Isotomidae. The coding region runs from base 422 to 1264 and encodes 280 amino acids.